AUGGAAUCUAUGGCAGAAAGGAAUGACCAACUGAAGCGAGUUUUGAGUCUUACCCAGGAAGAAAAAGACGAUGAUCUCUUGCAUGAAUUGGAGAAAAGUUUUCUACGAUGCCAGGAUCUGGAAGAUACAUUGAAGCAUGUGCAACUGGAAUCGAAAGAAGCAUCGAAUGUAUGGAAUCAAGAAAAGAAAUGUCUCGUAGAUCAACUCCAAGACCUACAACUUUCACCUAAGGAACUUCGAGAGGAGUCGGCCUUUGAGAUCCAAGAGCUACGUGAAACCUCUUGCAAAUUGGAAAAAGAAAAUACCGAUCUCUUUAAAAGUCUUGGGCGCUGUCAAACCGAAUGCAAGGAGGCCAAAUCUAGGGCAGACGAGAUGCACGCUGCUACUGUAGAGCUUCAGGAAGAGAUCGGAAAACUUCAAAAUGAAAGGAAAGAGCUGAAUGAAAUACUGCAGAAUUCUUCCCGAAAGCAGGAGAACUUAACCAAACUCCAAGAUGAAUCAUCGAAGUUGGAGAAGGAGAAAUCAAACCUCACCAAGCAACUGGAGAGUCGCCAGCUUGUGUGCCAGCAAUUCGAAGAAUAUCUGGCCGCAGCGACCGAAGAAAGUGAGAGACACAUGGAACUAGCUAUGAAGCUGAAGGCAGAAAAUGAAGAUCUUUCCCGACAACUCACCAAGACUCAAAACCAGAAGGAAUCAAGCUCAUUUCAGGCAGUGACUCCUAAAACAGUUAAACGCACUGGCCAACAAGUCGAGGAGCUUCAAAAUGUCAAAAAGGGACUUGAGCAGAAACUCAGCAAGGCCGAAGACGAAAGCUCGAAAGCUACUUCCAAACCUGCUCAGUCGCAAUGUGUCAUCGAAGAUCUUACUAAGAAAAUGGACGAGCUUGAGAGAGAAAGGGAAAAACUGACAGAAAGGCUUCAAACUGCUGAUAUUGAAAGCAAGGAUUUAACUGAUAAAACCGAGGCAGCCUUGGAAAAGACGAGAGAAAUGGAAGAGCUAAAGAAUGAGGUGGAAUUAAAGAACAAGAAACUGGAGUUCGAUGUCACGUUUACGAAGAACAAAGUAGAGACUGCAUUCUCAAUGGUCGAUGAUUACAAGAAAGAUGUCGCCGAUAUGAAGGUCCAUAACAGAGGUCUCAAAAAUCAGGUGGAUUUCCAGAAAAAUAAAGUUCAGGAUCUUGAAGGUCAAGUGUCUAAGCUGAAGGAACAAAGUGCCUCGCUGGAAAAGAAACUGGAAGACGCAGAGCAAAGGGUAAAAUACACGGAAGACCUUAAGGAUAAAGAGAUGGACUACCUUAAGGAGAAAGGGAUGAACGACCUUAAGGAGAAAGAAACCGAAAUUAAGAAAGUGAGAUACCAACUCGAGGCAAAGACGGUAAAGUUUGAUGCGAUGGAGAAAGAGAAGAAUAAUCUGCAAGGGAAGGUCUCUGAGAUGAGGAAGCUAAAGGAGGUACUGGAAGUAAAAGUAGCAAAGGCCGAGACAAGAGAGAAAGGGGUGGAGGAUGAAAUGGAGGGCAUAUCUUGUCAGAAUCCAAGACCAGGGGCUCUCAUGGGUUGA
Lytechinus pictus (painted urchin) is the source of this 1557-nucleotide messenger RNA. RefSeq names its product tropomyosin-2-like. The record is from RefSeq and is a predicted model, not a curated record. The transcript is spliced from 12 exons. Lineage: Eukaryota; Metazoa; Echinodermata; Echinoidea; Temnopleuroida; Toxopneustidae. Bases 1 to 1557 code for a protein of 518 amino acids.